AUGAUGUCCUCCCAUGCUCACUCGUCCUCCUCCACCAACAACGUCGUCGGCGUCCACUACCGAGUUGGCAAGAAGGUUGGCGAGGGCUCCUUCGGCGUCAUCUUUGAAGGCACGAACUUGCUCAACUCUCAGACAGUUGCUAUCAAAUUCGAACCUAGGAAGGCGGAAGCUCCUCAGCUGCGCGACGAGUGUCGGUCAUACCGAAUUCUUGCCGGAUGCGUCGGGAUCCCGCAAAUAUACCACUUCGGCCAGGAGGGGCUGCACAAUAUCCUCGUCAUCGACCUCCUCGGCCCCAGCCUCGAGGACCUAUUCGACAUGUGCGGGCGCAAGUUCUCCAUCAAGACCGUGUGCAUGGCUGCGCGGCAAAUGCUCUCGCGCGUGCAGACGAUACACGAGAAGAACCUCAUCUACCGUGACAUCAAGCCGGAUAACUUCCUCAUUGGCCGGCCGGGCACCAAGAAUGCGAAUGUGAUCCAUGUCGUCGACUUCGGUAUGGCAAAGCAAUACCGUGAUCCCCGGACCAAGCAGCACAUUCCGUACCGGGAACGGAAGAGCCUCAGCGGGACAGCUCGCUACAUGAGCAUUAACACACACUUGGGACGGGAGCAGUCCCGGAGGGACGAUUUGGAAGCGCUUGGUCAUGUUUUCAUGUAUUUUCUUAGGGGCAGUCUGCCAUGGCAAGGCCUGAAGGCCGCGACUAACAAGCAGAAGUACGAGAAGAUCGGAGAGAAGAAGCAGACAACACCUAUCAAGGAGUUGUGUGAGGGCUUCCCCGAGGAGUUCGGGAUUUACUUGAACUACGUACGGAAGCUAGGCUUUGAGGAAACACCCGACUACGAUUUCUUGCGGGAGCUCUUCGGCAAAGUCAUGAAGAAUAAUAAUGACGUUGACGACGGGGUGUACGACUGGAAUCUACUCAACAGUGGAAAAGGUUGGGAAGCGUCCCUUGGUCAGAACCAGAUACUCGCCCAAAUACAGAAUACGGGGCCUGGAAAUGUCGGGCAGGAUCGCCGCCGAGAUAUCGAGCGCCAAGCGCGCGAAGAGAGGAGGCGGGCAUCUCAAGCAGGCGGUCCGGGAGUUGUCCCACCCUCGCCCGCACUCGUCCGGCACGGUUCGAAACAGCGCCCGAUACCCGCCGCACUCACACCCGGAGGCGGGAACACUCCCGGACAGGUUACCCCGCAGUCCGCCGCGGCGCAUGUCGAUAUCGCUGUUGGGAGCAUGCAGCGGCGGGUCAGCCAGCAGCCAAGCGCGCAGCAGCAUCCAUAUGCAAAUGUGGGUCAUGAAGUGUAUGGUCGAGAUCAGGCAAUGGAUGAGUACUCUGCGAACCAGCAGCAGGCGUACGGACGUGCAUCGCCAAUGGUGUCCAGCGUCGGCGCGGCACCACCGGCGCUCAGUAACGUCCGCGCGCACGGUGGCGAGAUCGGGGUAGCAAAUGGGGGCGACUUCCUCGGGCAGCAAGAGCCAGCACCACCAAAGAACAUGCUGUGGAAGAUCCUGACGUGUCGAUGUGGAUGA
Molecule: messenger RNA, 1518 nt
Organism: Sparassis crispa
Lineage: Eukaryota; Fungi; Basidiomycota; Agaricomycetes; Polyporales; Sparassidaceae
Product: Casein kinase I homolog 1
Exons: 10
Coding region: 1-1518 (505 amino acids)
Biological process (GO): signal transduction; peptidyl-serine phosphorylation; endocytosis
Cellular component (GO): cytoplasm; nucleus
Molecular function (GO): ATP binding; protein serine/threonine kinase activity
Source: RefSeq, a predicted model, not a curated record